CACAGACAAAGCGUGCUGUAUGGCGCCUGACUUCCUGGUCGUUCUCAGCCAAUAGGAACAGGGCGUAGGGGCAUGUGGGCGGCACGCGAGGUGUCUGGAGCGCGCCCGCCGGGUUGAUCGGUGACCGGAAUAGAGGGUGACAUCGCCCGCAGAUGGUGGGGAUGAACCACAAGAGUAAGAAGCGAAUAAAGGAGGCGAAGCGGAGCGCUCGGCCCGAGUUGAAGGACUCGCAGGACUGGAGCCGGCAUAACUACAUAGAGGUGUUUCGCCUGAGCCCGGGCAGCGUGCAGGAUAAUGUAGAGCGUGUGGAUGCUACACAGCUGACCACAGAAGACUUUAUUGAGCGCUUUGAAAAGCCAUAUAAGCCAGUUGUGAUUGUCAAUGCCACGCUAAGUUGGCCAGCUCAUGAGAAAUGGACCUUAGAGAGGCUAAAACGCAAGUAUCGCAACCAGAAGUUUAAAUGUGGAGAAGACAAUGAUGGGUAUUCUGUUAAGAUGAAGAUGAAAUAUUACAUUGAGUAUAUGGAGGGCACCCAGGACGACAGCCCACUAUACAUCUUUGAUAGCAGCUAUGGGGAGCACCCUAAAAGAAGGAAAUUGCUAGAAGAUUAUGAUGUGCCAAAGUAUUUUCGCGAUGACCUCUUCCAAUUUGCGGGUGAGAAACGCCGACCACCAUACAGAUGGUUUGUGAUGGGUCCUCCCCGCUCUGGAACAGGAAUUCACAUUGAUCCACUAGGAACCAGUGCUUGGAACUCCCUGGUCCAUGGGCACAAGCGUUGGUGCCUCUUUCCCACCAAUACCCCACGUGAGCUGAUCAAAGUAACAAGAGAAGAAGGUGGUAAUCAGCAGGAUGAAGCCAUCACCUGGUUUAAUGUGAUCUACCCUCGUACAUUGCUUCCCACCUGGCCUCCUGAAUUCAAACCGUUAGAGAUCUUGCAGAAGCCUGGAGAGACUGUGUUUGUACCAGGUGGUUGGUGGCAUGUAGUACUGAACGUGGACACUGCUAUCGCUAUUACCCAAAACUUUGCUAGCUGCACUAAUUUCCCAGUGGUUUGGCACAAGACUGUGAGAGGGAGACCUAAACUUUCAAGAAAAUGGUAUAGGAUCUUAAAGCAGGAACAACCUGAGCUUGCUGCAUUGGCGGAUACUGUGGAUUUGCAGGAAUCUACAGGAAUUGCAUCGGACUCUUCUAGUGACUCUUCCAGUUCCUCUUCCUCCAGUUCUUCAGAAUCUGGCUCUGAGAAUGACUCGAGCUCUGAGGCAGAGACUAUGUCCCACCGAAAGAAAAAGAGGAGAACAUGCAGUGGGAUGGGCAAUGGUGACAGCACCACGCAUGAUGACUGCGUCAGCAAAGAACGGAGCUCUUCCAGGUGACAGAAACACUACGACUGUGAUGGCUUCUCUAUGUAGUCUCAUGUGGUGGGAUUUCCCUAAUCUGCUGCUAAGAACCUGCAGAGUAAUUGAGUGCCAUCAUUUUAUAUAAUAUACUGCACAUUAAAGACUUUAAAUAUGUGUGUAAUAAGUAUAUAGAUUAUAAUAUUAUACACACUCGCUCUCAAUAUUAGUGAUCGUUCCAAUUGGCAACUGCUAGAGACACAAACUCCAGUUGGUUGAAUACUUGAAAACCUGUGGUAAUUUCCUUUGGGAGUGAUUAUGCAGAAUGCUAUAACUUGAACAAAAAUCAUUGUGAAAAUAAAACCAUGCCCUAAUCCAACAACAUGUGCAGGAAUGUGAUAUGUAAUAUAGUGUACAUGGAUUUCUCAGUGUUUGAUCUCGAGCUGAUUACUGUAUGAGCCUAGAAUUAUUGUCAUAACGCCAUCUCCUGCAGAGAAUGAGCAUAGGAAAAGUUGUAGUUGGAGCAGAAUGUUCUACUUUGUUUGUUUCCUUGAUUGUCUUACAGUGUGUUGGCCUCUGUAACUGGAUUUGUUUCAAAAGCUUUUUUUUUUUUCCUUGCAUCAAACUUACUUGGUUGCCUCAAGAGGAAAAAAGAACGUUCCCCUCCAUUACUUGAGACUCCUGUUGUAGACCUAUAGUGAGCAUUGGAAAAAAUGAUGUGCAUUUUUUUGGUGUGCCCAGGAAUGAUUCAUGAAGCUGGCCUUAGUAAACUUGAGCUAACAGGCCUGUUCAAGAUGUGAUUCCAGAGUUUCUGUCUGCUCACAAAAACAAUUAGCCAACAUAUUCCCUUAGUGUACACCCAAAUGUCCUUUCUUCCUUUAUAGGCACUCAUUCUGUUAUUUUCAGAUUUAAUAGUACGGACUUGAGUUCUUCCUGCUGAAUUGUUUCUGGAGUUGAGUUUGUUAUAUAGAUGUUUGGAGACCUUUAUACUCUCCUUUUUGUGAGAAGUCCAUUUACUAAUUUAGAGUUGGGAAUCCAGAAAUUGAAUGAGUUAUUUAUGAUUAGGGAUGGGAUACUUGAUUGCUUAAUAAAUGGAUUUGUUACAAAUCCCCUGAAGUGCAGUAAAACCUAACCACUAGGUGGUGCCUUACUGUGUAUGAAGACUGUUUUUGCUGGUGGGAUUCUCUUUAUAGUUGGCAAAGAUAUGCAGACAAAGCUGCAUACAAUACAUUUUAUAUAACAUAGUAAUGAAACAUUUUGAUAUCUCCCCUUUUAAAAUUGUUAAUGUUUUUAGACAGAACAUGAUGUUAUGUGUUUGUCUAGUUCAUGUGUGGUGCCCACUGGCAGAGAUAAAUAUACUAUUACAUACAAUAUUGCUUUGGGUAAUACUGCUAAUAUAUAGAGAUGACAUGUAGCUGCUUGUGCCACAAAGGAGGAUACAUGGUUCUUAAUAAAUGUAGUUGGACAAGUAAUAUUCCUUCAUAAUCUGUUAACAUGCAGAAGUUCAGAAGAGGUCCUAGAUAUAUCCAGUCCAUAUAGUUUUAGAAAAGCAAGAGAUGAUGGGUAUACACAUAUAGAUAUUCAGUACUUUGUAUGGAUAUAUAUCUCUUUCCUCAUUGAAAACACAAACCAAAUGAUAGAAUAGUCCACCUUUGCAAACAGAACGGUAUUUCAGCUGCUCCCCUAGAAAAACAAACAUUUUACAUUUCCAGAACUAACUUAUUACCCUCCAGGAACAGAGUAAUAUUCUCGCUGCAGCUGAAUAAUCUCCGAUAUUUUCUGACUGGCAAAGUAGACUGGUUUAACUGGAUCAGCCAUAGGUGUCUUCAUUAGUUAUAACAACAAACCUGAUAUGUGUAUUUUAGAUUACAGUCCGUGUUCAUUGUUGUGUUAAUCUCCCUUUCCUUCAUUUGAGUAAUUAUUAUUUUUAAAUAUGCUUUUUUUAACGAAAAUAAAAUUGAUGUAUUCAAA
Molecule: messenger RNA, 3305 nt
Organism: Pseudophryne corroboree (corroboree frog)
Lineage: Eukaryota; Metazoa; Chordata; Amphibia; Anura; Myobatrachidae
Gene: JMJD6
Product: jumonji domain containing 6, arginine demethylase and lysine hydroxylase
Exons: 6
Coding region: 153-1373 (406 amino acids)
Biological process (GO): phagocytosis
Cellular component (GO): nucleus; cytoplasm
Molecular function (GO): histone H4R3 demethylase activity; P-TEFb complex binding
Source: RefSeq, a predicted model, not a curated record